Molecule: messenger RNA, 2593 nt
Organism: Sitophilus oryzae (rice weevil)
Lineage: Eukaryota; Metazoa; Arthropoda; Insecta; Coleoptera; Curculionidae
Product: sodium-coupled monocarboxylate transporter 2-like
Exons: 13
Coding region: 237-2081 (614 amino acids)
Biological process (GO): sodium ion transport; transmembrane transport
Cellular component (GO): membrane
Molecular function (GO): symporter activity
Source: RefSeq, a predicted model, not a curated record
UGCCACAAUUUCAUUCAGAUAUUGAUAGUUGAAUCGCAGUUGGCUGAGAAGUAAAACUUCAUAUGCAUAUAGUCUUAAUUACUAGGCGCUCAGUAACGACUAGUGACAAACCGUGAUAUUUUUUUUCGAAUGAAAUACCGAAGUCGAUCAAAUCGACAGCUAAUUCAAAUUCAGUUUAGAACCUAUUUGGAAUUAUAUUACUAAUUGACGUACAGUAACACCUACCUUUUUUUAAUAUGAGUAGUGGUAGUAAUAAAUGGCAAUUACCUUAUUCAAGACUGAAACUCGGUUGCACAGCAAUUUAUAUUUUUAUUUAUGUAAUUAAUGUACCUGUUAUAAACGGAGAAGUCGUUGAAUUUGCAGAAGAUGAAUCUAAUGCAGAAAAAUGUAAGUCUGAACACAACAGUAACGCUUUUACAUGGGAAGAUUAUCUUGUAUUGGGAUCAAUGUUACUGAUUUCUUGUGGAAUUGGAGUGUUUUAUGGAUUUUUUGCAGAGAAGCAUAAAAAUCAUCAUGAUUUUUUACUUGGUGGAAGUUCUAUGGGUACAUUUCCCAUGGCAAUGUCACUAGCAGCAAGUUUUGUUACUGCUGUGGAACUAUUAGGAAAUCCCGCAGAAAUGUAUAUCAAUGGAACGCAAUUUUGGAUAAUAUGCUUGGCUUUUAUAUUAGUUGUACCUGUUACCUCAAAACUUUACCUUCCAGUAUUUAUGACUUUGCGACUGACCAGCUCAUACGAGUAUCUCUCUAAAAGAUUUAAUCCGUCCACUAGAUACUUGGCUAGUUGGUUGUACAUUUUUCAAAUGGUAUUAUAUACAAGUGUAGCCGUUUAUGCUCCAGCUUUAGCAUUGAGUAAAGUUACUGGACUUAACGUUUAUAUAGCUGUUAGUGUUGUUUAUAUAGUCUGCAUCUUUUAUGCAUCUCAGGGCGGCAUGAAGGCGGUGAUUAUAGCUGAUACCUUCCAAGCAGGUGUACUUAUAGGAUCACUUAUUCUGAUCGCUUAUUUAGGGGAAAAACUUGUUGGUGGUACUGGUGUAGUUUGGUCUGAAAGUUAUAAUGCUGAUAAGUUAGAAAUAUUUAACUUUAAUGUAGAUCCAACCAUUCGGCAUAGUUUUUGGUCGGUGGUUGUCGGUGGAACAUUUUAUUGGUUAACCAUGUUCUGCUCGAACCAGGCCUCAAUCCAAAAGUAUAUGUCAGUAGAAACCAUCGGACAAGUCAGAAGUGCUUUGUGGACCUCAUGUUUUGGACUGAUAUUCAUAUAUACAAUAAAUUUCUAUAUCGGCAUGAUCUUAAUAGCCAAUUAUAAAGAAUGUGAUCCACUUGCAAAUGGCGAAAUAAGCAGUGCAGACGAAGUAUUACCGUUAUAUAUUAUAUCGAUAAUGGGACAUCUGAAAGGAGUGACAGGAUUUUUUGUUGCUGCAAUAUUUGCAGCGAGUUUAGGUACAGUGGCUUCCGCAUUAAACAGUCUUUCAGCUGUUACAAUGCAAGAUUUUAUCCAUGAAGCUUGUGGAAUUGAUAUUCCUGAUAAGCGGGGUGCCUUUUACGCCAAAGCAUUAUCCAUUGUUUACGGAGCUAUUAGUUUUGGAUUAAUAUUUGUAGUAGCUCAACUUGGAAGCGUAAUGCAGGUAGCAAUUAGUUUUAAUGGUAUGGUUGGGGGAGUUACUUUGGGACUAUUUUCAUUAGGCAUGUUCUUUCCCUGGGCCAAUUCUAAGGGAGCAAUCUUUGGGUCAGUUGUAGCAUCAAUGCUUCUAACAUGGAUGUGUAUUGGUCAGCAAAUUGCGGCAAAAUCCUUAACUGAUGAACUAUAUAGGGAUGACAGUAUCUUUAUUCUGUUUCGGCUGUCCUAUAUCUGGUAUUCAGCCAUCGGCUUCAUCGCUACAAUAAUAUUAGGAUUGUUAGGAUCAUACGCUACUGGUUUCCAAAAUCCAGAAGAGUUAGAUAUUAUUUUGUUAUCACCGCCUGUGUUAAGUUUUUUACAAUCAUUGCCAGAUUGCGUACAAGAAAAACUAAACUUACCUCUAGAGCCAUCUAUACGAAUUUCAAAACUCAGCUUAAAUGUAGUCACUGUCGAAGUUUCUAAGUAAUUACAUCACUUUAGAAAUAGUACUUUUGAUAAUUUUUACAUACCAGUGACGUUCGUAAGUUGAAAUAAUUGAGUCGAUGGACUUCAAAGCCCAGAGUCUAUUUUAGAAAUCCAAAGAUUUGAACAAAUUUGAUUCGGUUUUUUAAGUAUUUACUUUUGAAUGAAACUGUUAAACACAUUUAUUUUUAAAAGUUUGCAUUGAUUACUUUUAUUCUGAAAAAAGGGCAGAAUUUUUCUUAUGCUGAAAAAAUACGGAGGUACAUGACAGACCUAAAAGCUGUCUAAGGAUUUUAACAGAAGAAACCAAAAAAUGACGAAAAGUACAAUUUAUAUAGUACAAUAUAUGUCAAUUAAAGUGACAGACAACAAUUGUCACUGUCUUGUAUUCUCUCGUUGGUCAGACUUUAUAUACCGGGUGCGUCUCAAAAGUGGCUCGCCCCUAUAACUUUUUAAUUUUUUGACAUAAAUUAGGAUUGAUUGACAUAUUCAAUUAUUUUCGGUCACUUCCGGUUU